AUGAACUUCUUGAUCCUUGCCUGUGUUGCCGCCGUAGCCGUCGCUGCUCCACAGUACAGCUAUGGGGUUCCUUCUGCUGAGUCUAGCGAGGAAGUCGCUGCUCCCCAGACCAGCUAUGGCGCUCCUCGUGAUGCGUCCAGUGAGGAGGUCGAGUUCGUGCCAAUCCUCAAGGACGACCGCGUUCACGAGGAAGACGGAACUUAUAACUUUGACUUCGAAGCUGCCAAUGGUAUCCGCUUCUCCCAGGCUGGAUCCCCCGACGGUGAUGACGACGCUGUGGUCAAGGCCGGAGAAUACUCAUACACCGCUCCCGACGGUACUGAGGUCCAUGUAAAGUUCGUGGCUGACGAGAACGGCUUCCAGCCCCAGUCCGACGUCCUCCCCGUGGCCCCCGCUUUCCCUCACCCGAUCCCUCAGUUCGUCCUCGACCAGAUCGCCUUCGCCGCCGAGGAGGACGCCGCCGCCGCCCGUGCCGCUGAGGAAGAUUCUGACGAAGUUGCCGCCCCAUCUACUCUCUACGGCCGCCCCAACUAA
Molecule: messenger RNA, 534 nt
Organism: Penaeus chinensis
Lineage: Eukaryota; Metazoa; Arthropoda; Malacostraca; Decapoda; Penaeidae
Product: cuticle protein AMP1A-like
Exons: 3
Coding region: 1-534 (177 amino acids)
Cellular component (GO): chitin-based extracellular matrix
Molecular function (GO): structural constituent of chitin-based larval cuticle
Source: RefSeq, a predicted model, not a curated record